AUCGUCUUCCUUGUCGCCGCCGACAAGCCAGCAGUGGCAGCAGGGCGACGAGGAGGGAGGGGACGGAUAUUGGCUGCGAGCAGCUGCGAUUGAAAUGGUUCAAAUGGGGCCCGCCAAAUUGCGGGCGCUGCGAAUCGAUGGAGCCGAAGGCGUGCCUUGUCGCACAGAGCAGCCAACGGCCUUGAAACGUGGACAGUCACCCUCACAUCCUCGCGCCGUGAAGAGGUGGUGACUGAAGGUCUCUGAUGACUUUCGGCCUCCGGGUGUCCUCCUCGCGCCUGGGGCCGUCAAAAAAUGCCUCGGGAUGAAGAGCUGGCAGUGUGCCAGGGAUCCAAGACCUCUGGGGGGCCACGCUGCGAAAAAAACACGACGCUGGAUGGCAGGGAAAUAGCUGACGGCCUUGAAACGUGUGCAAUUCGGCUGGAAAUUCACUAUGAACAGUGGAGGGCCGCCCACGUUGGUAGACCUCUGCGAGCUCCCCCGCGCUCGCGCGCCGCCUGGCAAUCGGGGGAGGAGCCGAGCGGGGCGGCGAGGGGAUGGGAGAUAGAAGAGGAGAGGGCGAAGGGGAAGAGGAGGGCGAGGAAGAGGGGUAUGAGGACGAGCCGGGGGACAGAGAACAAUGAGCCAAAAGCUACGCACUACCAACCAAAAAACGCAAUGCGAAUGCUGCAAACAAAGCGCGAUUAUGCCCUUUCCCGCCUCGAUCCGAGCCUCUUCGAGCGGAGUGGGCAGCCGUGCCGCCAGCAUUCACCAUUCACCGACGACCAGUGGUGGCUCGCUGGCGUGGGCAACCUCUUUAAAUGCAACACGGCCAACGGCACUGCAACUCACCCGAUGGUUGAGGGGCUGGAGGCAGCACGAGGAAGGAGCAGGAGGAGGGGGAGGGACAGGGAAUGAAGGAGGGGGAGGCGCAGGAGGAGGCACGAUCUUGGACGUAUCGCCCAAUCGCAUGCACUGCCCGCGCAAGUCGAGGGGUGCUCUCCCACGCGCGUUCAAGCGCGCAGGAGGAGGGGGGUCCACCGAGGAGGGAGCAGGACAAAGAUGGAAUAGGAGGAGGAGGAGGAGCAGGAGAAAGAGGAAACAUUCGGAUGACGACGAGGGCUCGGCACGGGCCGCCGCCACCUCAAGGCUACCAAGCUACCCGCUCGGGGAGCCCUCGGACACUCGGGCGCCCGCGAUCACCGGCAGCUCCGCGCCAGCAGCGCAGCGGCGCGCGCGCGCAGGGCGCUGGACACCGUGUGGCCGGCCGUGGCGGGGCGAAGUGACCUCGUUUCUGGUCGAAACUCUCCCGCUCGAGCGUGUCGAUGCCGUCGGCGGGAAUCUCGAAAGAGAACUCGAUCGAAUAGCUCCAAGCCGCUAUCGCUCCCUCGACCCGUCGCUUCUGCAGUGGGAGAAGGGAAGCGCCUUUCUCUCGAGCCCAAGCGCCGGCGCUUGA
This is a messenger RNA of Prorocentrum cordatum, 1435 nucleotides long. Lineage: Eukaryota; Dinophyceae; Prorocentrales; Prorocentraceae. The record is from the annotation of a GenBank genome assembly.